Messenger RNA from Phodopus roborovskii (desert hamster), 2026 nucleotides. RefSeq names its product sorting nexin 2 (gene Snx2). Gene Ontology annotation, molecular function: phosphatidylinositol binding. The record is from RefSeq and is a predicted model, not a curated record. Bases 62 to 1504 code for a protein of 480 amino acids. Gene Ontology annotation, biological process: early endosome to Golgi transport; intracellular protein transport. The transcript is spliced from 15 exons. Gene Ontology annotation, cellular component: endosome; retromer complex; endosome membrane. NCBI's taxonomy places the organism in Eukaryota, Metazoa, Chordata, Mammalia, Rodentia, Cricetidae.
UUGCGUGCUCACGUGACAGGUCCGCGAGGCCCGGCUCUUGCAGUCGUCCAGGCCGGCGAAGAUGGCGGCUGAGAGGGAGCCUCCUCCGCUGGGGGACGUGAAGCCCACCGACUUUGAGGAGCUGGAGGACGGGGAGGACCUGUUCACCAGCACUGUCUCCACCCUUGAGUCAAGUCCAUCAUCUCCUGAACCAGCCAGUCUUCCUGCAGAAGAUCUUAGUGCAAACUCCAAUGGCUCCAAACCUGUAGAAGUCAUGCUAGACGAUGACAGAGAAGAUCUUUUUGCAGAAGCCACAGAAGAAGUUUCUUUGGACAGUCCAGAAAGAGAGCCUAUCAUCUCCUCUGAGCCUUCUCCUGCAGUCACCCCUGUCACACCUACUGCACUCAUUGCUCCUAGAAUGGAAUCAAAGAGUAUUUCUGCUCCAGUGAUCUUUGAUAGAUCCAGGGAAGAGAUUGAAGAAGAAGCAAAUGGAGAUAUUUUUGAUAUAGAAAUUGGUGUGUCAGAUCCAGAAAAAGUUGGUGAUGGCAUGAAUGCUUACAUGGCAUAUAGAGUAACAACAAAGACUUCUCUUUCCAUGUUCAGUAAGAGUGAAUUUUCAGUCAAAAGAAGAUUCAGUGACUUUCUUGGUUUGCAUAGCAAAUUAGCAAGCAAAUAUUUACAUGUUGGUUACAUUGUGCCUCCAGCUCCAGAAAAGAGUAUAGUAGGUAUGACCAAAGUCAAAGUAGGUAAAGAAGACUCAUCGUCCACUGAGUUUGUAGAAAAACGAAGAGCGGCGCUGGAGAGGUAUCUUCAGAGAACAGUAAAGCAUCCGACCUUGCUACAGGAUCCUGACUUAAGGCAGUUCUUGGAAAGCUCAGAGCUGCCGAGAGCAGUUAAUACACAGGCUCUAAGUGGAGCAGGAAUAUUGAGGAUGGUGAACAAGGCUGCCGACGCUGUCAACAAAAUGACAAUCAAGAUGAAUGAAUCGGAUGCUUGGUUUGAAGAAAAGCAGCAACAAUUUGAAAAUCUUGACCAGCAACUUCGAAAACUUCAUGCCAGUGUUGAAGCCUUGGUCUGUCAUAGGAAAGAGCUUUCAGCCAACACAGCUGCCUUCGCUAAGAGUGCUGCCAUGCUAGGUAACUCUGAGGACCACACUGCCCUGUCUAGAGCUUUGUCUCAGCUUGCAGAGGUUGAGGAGAAGAUAGACCAGUUACAUCAAGAACAAGCUUUUGCGGACUUUUACAUGUUCUCAGAACUUCUUAGUGAUUACAUUCGGCUCAUUGCUGCAGUAAAAGGUGUGUUUGAUCAUCGGAUGAAAUGCUGGCAGAAAUGGGAAGAUGCUCAAAUCACUUUGCUCAAAAAACGUGAAACUGAGGCAAAAAUGAUGGUGGCAAACAAACCAGAUAAAAUUCAACAAGCUAAAAAUGAAAUAAGAGAGUGGGAGGCGAAAGUACAACAAGGAGAGAGAGAUUUUGAGCAGAUCUCUAAAACAAUUCGAAAAGAAGUGGGAAGAUUUGAGGCAUAAAGAGUGAAAGAUUUUAAAUCUGUUAUCAUCAAGUACUUGGAGUCAUUAGUACAAACACAGCAACAGCUGAUAAAGUACUGGGAGGCAUUCCUACCUGAAGCCAAAGCCAUUGCCUAGCAAUAAUGUUAUAAGGAGACAUUGGAUUCCUCUGUGAGAUCAUCUAGAAACCAUCUAAAUAAACCACUAUAUAUUUUAUGAAUUACAUGUGGUUUUUUUAUAUAUAAAAACAUAUGCUCUGACAUUUUAUUACAAGCUGCAUGUCCUGACCCUCUUUGAAUUAAGUGGACUGUGGCAUGACAUUCUGCAAUAUUUUGCUGAAUUGAACACUAUUGUGUCUUAAAUAAUUGCACUAAAAAGUGCACCGCAAGGCCAGAAAUUUUACAAUCUUGUCUUUUAUGUUCUGUAGUAUGUUUACCCUCAUUAUGAAGCAAAUUAGCAAAUGCAUUGAUUAAUGUUCACUUAUACAUUCCUGUACAGAAAUUAUGAUUUUGUGAUUAAAGUAAUAAAAUAUUACUUGUGAAA